AUGACUGACUACAAGCUAUCCUAUGAGUCCCAACUGGACGUCUAUCACCCCUCCUACCGCUACGAGACCCAUGAUCCGCGCGAUUGGAAAUCUGCCGCUCUGCGUGGCCCAGCACUUCCAGCUCUAGGAAAUGCGACUGCCGGUGCUGUUGGUGCAGCCAUCUCUAAUGUCGUCGUCUACCCUCUCAAUGUUAUCGUCGCCCGUCUACAGACCCAGAAGCACAAAGCCAGCAAACCGAGUGAGAAAGAAGACAAAAAUGAGAGCGAAGACGAGAAAGAAGAAGUAUAUACCAGUGUGGUAGAUGCUGCGCGCAAGAUAUACGCCCAGCAAGGCAUGUCUGGGUUCUACCCUGGUCUGGCGCAAGAUACCUGGAAAACCGUCGCGGACUCCUUCCUUUUCUUCCUUGCAUAUAGUGUUAUACGCCAGAGACGGAUAGUUGCGCGUUUCGGUGCGGAGCGAGCCCGCAAAAGUAAAAACAUUAUGCUUCCCAUACUUGACGAGCUGGCCGUUGGUAUCUUGGCUGGCUCGUUUGCUAAACUGUUUACCACACCGCUGUCGAAUAUCGUGGCGCGAAAGCAGACAUCCGCGACACAGAAGGGUGCAAAUUUGACAAACUUGACAACCAGUGACAUUGCUGCUCGGAUCCGUGCCGAGAAGGGAAUUUUGGGAUUCUGGUCUGGAUACUCGGCCACUUUGAUACUUACCCUGAAUCCAUCUCUCACAUUCUUCCUCAACGAAAUCCUGAAACGAACCCUUCUCCCACGCUCAAAGCGCGACAAACCUCCGCCAUUUUUGACUUUCCUCUUGGCGGCAUUAAGCAAAGUUGCAGCAUCGUCAAUCACCUAUCCCUUCUCGCUCGCAAAGACUCGAGCACAAGUAAUGAGUUCGGACCCCAAAUCUGGAACCCAAGAGAAUAAACCCAAAAACUCCCUGCUCGCUUCUCUCACGCCCGAAAUCCUCUCCACAGUUGCUACAAUAGCCCGUACAGACGGUGUACCUGGGCUCUACGCCGGACUCCAAGGCGAGGUGCUUAAAGGCUUUUUCUCACAUGGCUUCACAAUGCUUGCAAAGGACGCCGUAUACGCAUCUAUAGUCAAGGGCUACUACCUCAUACUAAUGCUGGGACACCGGUAUCCCUCACCCGAGGAGCUCCUCCAGCGUGCACGCGAACAGGCAGAGGAAUACACACAGAUGGCACGUGAAGGAGCGCGUGACUUAGCAGAGAGAACAAAAGAGGGCGCCGAGGAGGCUCUCAAUGUCGCCUCUGGCGGUGUUUCUGUUGAUAUGACGUCAAACUCGACCGUUGCUGCAGAUACUGCAGGGAGUGCGAGCCAUGCAAUUGAUGCUUCUUCGGGGCUGAAGGUUUCUACUACAUCGAUUCCCGACGAGUUCAACGAGACAGCGGAGCUGGUCGGUGACUAUGUUGAAGACGAGGCGGCUGAAUGGAAGUCCUUUUACCAUUGGUUCUGGGAGAAGGAUCGUGGGCAUUAUGAUUAA
Messenger RNA from Penicillium paradoxum, 1497 nucleotides. RefSeq names its product putative mitochondrial carrier protein. The transcript has 2 exons. The record is from RefSeq and is a predicted model, not a curated record. NCBI's taxonomy places the organism in Eukaryota, Fungi, Ascomycota, Eurotiomycetes, Eurotiales, Aspergillaceae. The coding region runs from base 1 to 1497 and encodes 498 amino acids.